Molecule: messenger RNA, 3008 nt
Organism: Podospora pseudocomata
Lineage: Eukaryota; Fungi; Ascomycota; Sordariomycetes; Sordariales; Podosporaceae
Exons: 5
Coding region: 252-2750 (832 amino acids)
Biological process (GO): calcium ion transmembrane transport; intracellular calcium ion homeostasis
Cellular component (GO): membrane
Molecular function (GO): calcium:proton antiporter activity
Source: RefSeq, a predicted model, not a curated record
CUUUGUUUCCUCGUAGAUUGCUGUUUACUGUGAGACAUUCUCUCGAGAAGUACGAGGUUCUAGAGGUCGCUACAAAAUAAAGAGCGAGAUGACGUAGGAGGGUGGGCCCGAAGCUUGUUAUCCUGGGGAGCUUGAGCUAAGGCCAAAGCGGGAGUGGCAGGCUUGCCGAUCACCCGUGCCCUUGGCAGGGCCAUCCCAACUGGACCCCCAUUGUCCCCCCUCCAACGUUUUUGCAGGACGUGGCCCGCCACAUGCCACUCUCUCCUUUCUGCUAUUACUUGCGUACUUCAACACGUUUCCCCAUCAAGGCUCACAGCCAUUUCCCUGCCACUUCCAUCUUCCUAAUCGAUCCGUCGAACUUAAAAGAUACCUUGAUACUUCUUAUCAUUCUUCAUCAACACCCACCUUCCUCGAUGAAGGAACCCACCUCUGAUAAAUCUUGGUACACGGAUAGAAUUAACUCGUGGAUAAGAAGCAAACCCGCGAAUCACCCUUCCAAACAGAUCAAUUCAAACCAGAUUCCCAUCAGCAAUCCAUCCAUCCUGGAGCCCACACAGUCCAACAGCCAGCAUGGAGCAUCAGCCAUGUCUGCCAACCCCGGCGGCACCAUGCCAACGCCGCCGGCCCCUGGUGGUGCCGACACGACAGAAGAUGGUUGUUGCGGAACGCCCAUGCCCGGUACAUCAUCGCAGCCCGAGCAGCCGGGGCCUGUCCUAGGCGAAGCGGGUGAUGGGAAACACCCACACGAAGACUCUCAACCACAGCGGGAACCUGGAACCAAGGACAGCAUCCCCAGUAGGAUACUGCGCACUAUCAAAUUUGUCUUGUUCCAUUCCAAACUGAACCUUUUGCUGGUUUUUGUCCCCAUCGGCAUCGCCGUCGAGCAAGUCCCGGGCAUUUCUCGGGGCAUCAUUUUUGGCAUGAAUGCCGUCGCCAUCAUACCUCUUGCUGGUCUCUUGAGCUUUGCUACCGAAGCCGUAGCGCGCAAGCUCGGCGACUCCCUUGGCGCAUUGCUGAACAUUACUUUUGGUAAUGCGGUAGAGCUAAUCAUCUUCAUUGCUUUGGUCAAGGAUGAAUUCCGUAUCGUUCAGGCCUCUCUUCUUGGGUCUAUCUUGGCCAACUUGUUACUGAUUCUGGGCAUGUCGUUCUUCCUUGGCGGUCUUCGCUUCCGGGAACAGAUCUACAACAGCACCGUCACCCAGAUGAGUGCUUGUCUAUUGAGUUUGAGUGUGAUCAGCUUGGUGUUGCCAACUGCAUUCCAUGCUUCGUUUAACGACUCGAACCUAGCAGAUGCCCAAUCUCUCAAGAUCAGCCGUGGUACUAGUGUGAUUCUUCUGUUGGUGUAUAUCAUAUAUCUCCUCUUUCAACUUCUGUCACAUUCAUACAUGUACGAGUCGACACCACAGCACAUCAUUGAUGAGGAGGCAACACCUGGACCGGUCGCCAACUGGUUGGACUCGUCAAGUUCAGAGAGCAGCUCGUCGAGUGACUCAGAUUCUUCCGACUCUGAUUCAUCACGAGAAACUGUUGGCAAGAGAAUGAGACGAGCUAUCAAGCGCCAUCGCAAGUCCAGCAUCAUUUCAGUCGACACGAGUGAAGGCCACAGCACUACUCGCACGCGAACCCCUACUAGAAGUCCCUCUUUCGGUACUACGAGCGAGGGACAGCCUUCUGAGGAGACCGCAAGGAACCGUAUUUCCAAGCCUGGAACCGGGGUCUUUGAGGCGCACGAGGAUGCCAUUGAAGAUGAAAAGCCACCUCGUCACAAGAAGCGCGAUCGUUACCGGAGACACAAGAAGCAUCGCAAACAUCACAAGCACCGCAAGUCACGGAGAAACGGCUCCCAAGAAUUCAUGGACCAACCCAUUGACGAGGAAGCAGCUGUUGGGAUUAAGGCUCCCCUCUCACCUGGCGAGCCUCGGAGAGUCGAUUUCGCCAUGUCACAAUUGACCCCGAAUGUUGAGGGCAUGAGUGAAGUCGUUCAGACCCGAAGCAGUCCGUUCCAGGGACUUCGUGGGACACUGCGACCUGUCGCUCGCAGCCUUGCGCCCACAGUAUUUACCAGUCCCACUGAUUUCUCGAUGCCGGCCGUACCCUCUGGUCCAGUGCCUCGUGUUCGUUAUGGAAUUCGUCGUACGAACUCGCUGCCCGACCGCCUAAACCAGUUCGGCCGCCCUCCCGGCGCGAUGAUGCCCUCUCAGAUUCCUCUGGCCGCCGUCCCGAACGGCGCUGUGGCUGAUGCCGAGGAAAAUGUUGAAGAGCUCUCCCGUCGGAGCGCAGUCAUCUUGCUGCUCGUAUCGACCGCUCUUGUAGCUGUUUGUGCCGAGUUCAUGGUCGACUCAAUCAACGGUCUUGUCAAGACCAGCAGCAUCGGCGAAAUCUUCAUUGGUCUCAUCAUUCUGCCCAUCGUUGGCAACGCAGCCGAGCACGUCACUGCUAUCACCGUUGCCAUGAAGAACAAGAUGGAUUUGGCCAUCGGCGUGGCCGUGGGCAGCUCGAUUCAGAUCGCCCUCUUCAUCACGCCGCUGAUUGUGAUUAUCGGCUGGAUCAUGGACAAACCCAUGACGUUGUAUUUUACGCUCUUUGAGACCGUUUGCUUGUUUGUCUCGGCGUUUAUCACUAACUUUUUGGUGUUGGAUGGGAGGAGUAAUUACCUUGAGGGGGCUCUGCUGCUGGCGACUUACGUUAUCAUCAGCGUGGUGGCGUUUUUUUAUCCGAAUGCAGAGGAUACGAGUGCGUGGGGGACGUAGAUAGGCUUGAGGAGUUAUCAUCGAAGGGUUGGUGGGGGGAGUCAAGGGCGUCUGGGGGCAUUUUGAUGCCAUUGAACUUUGUAAAAUGGGUCGAGGCUUUUCGGCGUCAGGUAUUUGGGGAUGAUUGGGGUUGCUGUUCGGUUUUCAGAUGGCAUGUGCGAUGGUGUGGCUGGAUUUUGGGCCAGCUGUUGCCCAGCUAGGUUGAUAGUAAGGCAAUCUGAGUCUUUCAUUUGCCUCAAGCAUCGGGUGGAUUUUGAG